Molecule: messenger RNA, 381 nt
Organism: Saxophila tyrrhenica
Lineage: Eukaryota; Fungi; Ascomycota; Dothideomycetes; Mycosphaerellales; Extremaceae
Exons: 2
Coding region: 1-381 (126 amino acids)
Source: RefSeq, a predicted model, not a curated record
AUGAUGGGUCCAUCCGUCUACGGUCCACAGAAGAACACAUGGCGGGGCCGUCGGCACUGUCAGGAGGCUGAAGACGCAUACAGCAGUCUGACGGAGGCGGCGAACAAUGGCGCCAGAAUGUUUCCGCCCGAGACUUAUGAGAAUCAAGCGAAGGAGAUCGAACAGACUGUGGCCGCCAUUCAGGAGAGGGGCAAGAUGGCGUGGGCAAAAGACCACACCUUCUGCGUUGUCCCGCCGGAGGUGAUCGAUACCUGGUUGAGCGGCGAGCCGUGGCCGACAAAACAGAGCGAGAACCCAACACCGUUCAGUAGAGAGUUCUUGGAUGGUGUGACGCCGGUGAUCCUCUUCCGACAUCCGGCUCUGACCAUUCCGUCGUGGUGA